GGUGUUUGAUGACGUCAUAAAAGAGGAGGAUCUGACUGGAAGUCCAAAAGUCUUCCUUCCUCUUCUAAACGCACCAAACUUCAUUUCUGCUUGAAUUCUCCUCAUUUACACCGAUUUCAAUCUGCAGAAAGUCAUCGUAAAGGGCAGGAUGUCUUUGACCGUGACGCGAAGUGAUGGGGUCACCGUCAUGACGCUGACCUCCGACUCCAAGAGUCGUUUGCCUCCACUGUGCCAGAUCCUGUGCGGGAUGUGCUACAGCCCCUUCUGCUGCUCAGUGUCCCAGAACCUCAGGGCGGCCAUGGGGACGUCCCAGUCUGCACUCGGGGCGCUUCAUAUAAUGCUGGGCUUGCUCAACAUCGGCCUGGGCACCAUCCUCCUGUGCACAGGACCUGCCUCCUGGUGGCGGAUGGAUGACACUGCAUUCCCUGAGUGGCUGGGAGGAUUGUUCAUAUUAUUUGGCAUCGUCUGCAUUUUGUCCGAGAAGUACCCGAGUCCAUGUCUGGUGACUGUCAAUGUGAUACUGAACAUGGUGGGCGUGGCCUUUGCCAUCACCGCCAUUGUACUCUACACCCUCAACUUGACACACAUCAACUUGUGGUUCUUGUGUAACCCUGACCGAGAUGAUUACUACUGGAGGAGAAGACCCAACCCCACGCCCAAGCCCACCAUGAGCUCCAGUGAGGAGCGCAUGAAGGAGCGAUGCUUGGAGGGCAAAGAUUUGUUUUUGAUGCUGGUGAGAGGCAUCAACGGGGUCCUGAUAGUGCUGGCUGUCCUGGAGCUCUGCCUGACCAUAAGCUCCUGCGUGUUGUCCAUCAAGGCUCUGAGGCGCAACAACCAGCCCACGAAAAGCCAGGAUCCUGAGAAGUACAGCCCACUUCUGGAGGAAGACCAUCUUUGUGCCUGAGGACAUCUUCUUCCUUGUGCUCCUUCAUCAACUUCUAGCAACUUCUUCCUUGUAGUCCUUCAUCAACUUCUAGCAACUUCUUCCUUGUGCUCCUUCAUCAACUUCUAGCAACUUCUUCCUUGUGCUCCUUCAUCAACUUCUAGCAACUUCUUCCUUGUGCUCCUUCAUCAACUUCUAGCAACUUCUUCCUUGUAGUCCUUCAUCAACUUCUAGCAACUUCUUCCUUGUGCUCCUUCAUCAACUUCUAGCAACUUCUUCCUUGUAGUCCUUCAUCAACUUCUAGCAACUUCUUCCUUGUAGUCCUUCAUCAACUUCUAGCAACUUCUUCCUUGUAGUCCUUCAUCAACUUCUAGCAACUUCUUCCUUGUAGUCCUUCAUCAACUUCUAGCAACUUCUUCCUUGUGCUCCUUCAUCAACUUCUAGCAACUUCUUCCUUGUAGUCCUUCAUCAACUUCUAGCAACUUCUUCCUUGUGCUCCUUCAUCAACUUCUAGCAACUUCUUCCUUGUAGUCCUUCAUCAACUUCUAGCAACUUCCUUCCUGCCAGCUUCAAUUCUUCAUUCCCUAAAGUCACUUCAAAGCAGGGAUGUCCAAAGUGUGUCUCGGGGGCCAAAUUAUUGAUCUGUUCAAUGUUGCAAUGAAUUAUUGAUCUGUUCAAUGUUGCUAUGAAUUAUUGAUCUGUUCAAUGUUGCUAUGAAUUAUUGGUCUGU
This is a messenger RNA of Nerophis lumbriciformis (worm pipefish), 1613 nucleotides long. RefSeq lists its product as uncharacterized. The record is from RefSeq and is a predicted model, not a curated record. Gene Ontology annotation, cellular component: membrane. NCBI's taxonomy places the organism in Eukaryota, Metazoa, Chordata, Actinopteri, Syngnathiformes, Syngnathidae.